Messenger RNA from Malania oleifera, 3309 nucleotides. RefSeq names its product ferric reduction oxidase 7, chloroplastic-like. The transcript has 9 exons. Gene Ontology annotation, cellular component: plasma membrane. Bases 810 to 3032 code for a protein of 740 amino acids. Gene Ontology annotation, molecular function: oxidoreductase activity. The record is from RefSeq and is a predicted model, not a curated record. Lineage: Eukaryota; Viridiplantae; Streptophyta; Magnoliopsida; Santalales; Ximeniaceae.
AUCGGACUAGAAAACGAUCCGGGUUUUAGGUUCCGAGUGUGGGUUCCGGAUAUUUCACUCUUCUGUUCGUCUUCAUCGGCAUUCAUUUGCAUAUGUAUGAUCUUGUCCCAGUUGUAUGGACGUAAAUGAUGAUGAUAAUACCUGGUGGGAUUGAUCCAGGUCCGCAUAUAAUUGUAUGGAUCUCUUCCUCGGAUGGCUACUCACUGAAUGAUAGUCUGGCCCCUCACCCAUUGCCACCUGGUAAAUUCAACUUUUCAUUUUUUUAAUAAUCACUCACCACCCAAAAAACGCGAAGCAACUUGUGUAGUACAGAAUUCAUAUUAUUGUUUUUCAUUGAUGCUGUCAUUGUCCCUCAUUUUCUAUCUGCAAAGGAGUGGUUCAUAUUGAACCAAUAUCACUUCUUUUCUUCGUUUAUACACUUUCCUUCCUUUAUUUCUAAUAACGUAAAAUCAUCUCAUUAGCAGUGUGCCGGAAAAAAACCUAAACAAAUAGUGUUUUGGAGCAAAAAUUUUCCUGUAAAUUCAGUGUAAUUUUGUACAAUAUUUUGUCUACAUUUACAUAAAUUUAAAUUUAAGCUCAAAUUGUGACCUCUCAAACAAUGGGUAAGGGCACUAGUGGAUCAAAAUUUUCUGGGUUUCAAUUUCUUCAAUAGAUUCUUCUUGUAUAUUUGUAUUCUCAGAUGGAAAGCCACAUAGUUUGGCCUUUUCCCGUCUUUUGAUAUUUAAAAGGAGGAUUGAAGUAGGUGAAGAGAAUCAAAGGGGCCUGUUUAGUGUUUACUCCUUAGAGUCUGUAUUCCUCCAAGUUCUCCCAUGGAUGAACGCUCACACUCACCCCAUGACCCUCUCCUUUCCAAAGGAGGUGUCGAUUGUUUUUCUUCGGCCAAGAGGAAGACACCCUUCAUUUUGAAAUGGGUUCUUAGAGUUACAAUGUGGGUUGUUUUCAUUGCCUGGGCUGCUUUUCUCUUUCUGUAUCCAGCAGAGUUUGUCAAUUCCCUCUUUGAGAAAUGGAUUGGAGCCACCAGCGGGACUGUGUUUGGAAUCACAGGAAGUUUGUUUCUGCUUUUUAGCGGCCCAAUUCUCAUUAUUGCAUUUCUUGCUAUAAUACAUCUUAUCGUAUCUGGGGAAGAGGAACUACAAGAGAGGAAGCCUCCAAAAUCCCCAUGUUUUCGGUUGUGGACAUUCCCCGUUCUUGUCGAUGGACCAUUUGGGGUUGUUUCUGCUGCUGAGUUCUUUGGGAUACUGCUCUUCUUUGCUUAUGUUAUCUGGGCUGUUGCUGCUUAUACUGUGCGAAACUACAACCUUUUGUCCAAGUACCAAUUGCCAGCCAAAAUUGAAUGUUCUUUGAUGCUGGAACUGUCAGGACUGCGCUUUGGUUUGAUUGGCUUAUUUUGCUUGGCAUUUUUAUUUCUCCCAAUUGCAAGGGGCUCAGUUCUUCUCCGCCUUAUCGAUGUCCCAUUUGAGCAUGCUACCAAAUAUCACGUGUGGUUGGGACAUCUCACAAUGGUGAUAUUUACUCUUCACGGAUUGUUGUACAUAAUUGCAUGGGCAAUGGAGGGCCAUCUCAUACAUGAAAUACUGGAGUGGAAAGAUAUUGGUGUUGCAAAUCUUGCAGGAGUCAUAAGCCUUUUAGCUGGUUUAUUUAUGUGGGUGACAUCACUUCCUCCAGUUAGGAAGCAAAAUUUUGAGUUGUUCUUUUACACCCAUCAACUCUACAUAGUUUUUGUAGUAUUUUUGGCUUUGCAUGUUGGUGACUUUAUAUUUAGUAUGGCUGCUGGAGGAAUAUUCCUGUUCAUACUGGAUCGCUUCCUAAGAUUCUGUCAAUCACGGAGGACUGUAGACAUUAUUUCAACCACAUGCCUUCCGGGUGGAACAGUGGAGUUUGUUCUUUCAAAACCUAGAAAUAUGCGGUAUAAUGCUCUGAGUUUUAUCUUCCUUCAAAUUCGGGAAUUAUCUUGGCUGCAGUGGCAUCCAUUCAGUGUUUCAUCUAGUCCUCUAGAUGGUAAAUUUCAUCUUUCAGUUCUCAUAAAGGUUCUUGGGAAGUGGACAGAAGAGUUAAGGAGACACAUACAUAUGGAGGGGGCACCUCAAACAGAUCUACCCUUUCAACCUCGAUCUAAGAUUACAGCUUCUGUAGAGGGACCUUAUGGACAUGAAUCACCAUAUCAUUUGAUGUAUGAAAACCUUAUUCUGGUAGCUGGUGGUAUUGGAAUUUCUCCAUUCCUGGCAAUAUUAAGGGAUAUUUUCCACCGGAUCAGGGAGGGGAAGCCUUGUCUACCAAGAAAUAUCUUAAUUGUUUGGGCUGUGAAAAGAUCCAAUGAGCUUCCUCUUCUAUCGAUGGAUGACAUGGAAUCAAUCUGUCCAUUUUACUCUCAAACAAUGAAUCUUGAAACUCAAAUUUAUGUUACUCGGGAAGUACAACCUCCAUUGGAAGAGGGUCAAAAUCAGAAGAAUAUAAAUUCUUCCAUCUUCCCCGUCUCCAGUAGAUGUGGCAUGUCUCCUUUGGUUGGUACAGGAGAUAAUAUAUGGUCUGGAAUUUAUAUCGUUUCAUCUACAGUUGGCUUUAUUAUCUUGCUUGCUUUGUUGGAUAUCUAUUAUAUAAACCCUUUCGGCAUAAAUACUUGGUGGUACAAAGGGCUUCUAUUCGUCGUUUGCAUGGUUGCAAGCGUUCUCAUCUUUGGGGGUCUUGUGGUGAGUUUGUGGAAUUUCUGGGAAGGAAAAAUUUCAGCAAGGGAUGAAUCUGAGGAUAACAGUAAACAAACUGAAGCUAUACAGCAUGAUGAGACUUUGGCUAACAAGGUUCCGCACCAAGAAAAUUUUGCUAGUUCAAGGACCAUAGCCUAUGGCGGCAGACCAGACUUCACAGAGAUUUUUGGAUCAAUAGCAAAGCAGUGGGGCUAUGUUGAUAUUGGUGUGAUGGUGUGUGGUCCUCCAACGCUUCAAACAAGUGUCGCAAAAGAGUGCAGGUCACAGAAUUUAAACAGAAGGCGCAACGACCCAAUCUUUCAUUUCAACAGCCAUAGUUUUGAUUUGUAACAAAAAAUUACUACCCUCUACUUAAUAGAUCAAUGGGCAAGAACAAUCCCAAAAUGGAUUGCAAAACAAACACUGGCUGUGUGUGAGUGUUUGUGUAUGUCCGUGUAUAUGUAUAUAUGGGGUUUCCCCGUUUUUUUUUUUGGGAGGGGGGGGGGGGGGGUGGUGGGGGUGAGGAAGGAGUGCUUGUUCCUCUUACAGUGCUGUUAUUUUGAUGUUCUACUGGUCCGAAAUAAAGGAACUUAUCUCUAUUAAUAUAGCUUCUGUUUCAGAUUUUUAA